Messenger RNA from Spirodela intermedia, 492 nucleotides. NCBI's taxonomy places the organism in Eukaryota, Viridiplantae, Streptophyta, Magnoliopsida, Alismatales, Araceae. The record is from the annotation of a GenBank genome assembly.
AUGUCGUUGAUCCCAGCUUUCUUCGGGAGGCGCAGCACCAACGUCUGCGAUCCGUUCUCUCUGGAUGUCUGGGAUCCUUUCCAGGGAUUCCCCUUCGGGAACAACCACAACUCCCUCUCCCUCUCGCGCCGGGGGUGGGACUCUGAGACCUCCGCCUUCGCCGGUACCCGCGUCGACUGGAAGGAGACCCCGGAGGCUCACGUCUUCACCGCCGACCUUCCGGGGGUGAAGAAGGAGGAGGUGAAGGUGGAGGUGGAGGAGGGCCGCAUCCUCCAGAUCAGCGGGCAGAGGAACAAGGAGAAGGAGGAGAAGAGAGACAGGUGGCACCGCGUGGAGAGGAGCAGCGGCGGGUUCCUGAGGCGGUUCCGGCUCCCGGAGAACGCCAAGGCGGAUCUGGUGCAGGCGUCCAUGGAGAACGGGGUGCUGACCGUGACCGUUCCCAAGGAGGAAGUGAAGAAGCCGGAGGUCAAGUCCAUCGAGAUCUCCGGCUGA